ACUCUCUAAGUUGGUACAGCUGCGUGAUUCAUCUUUCAGACAGAGACGAUCUGUGCGCACGGCGCCGUGUUUACAGCGAACGCAGCAGACUGCAGACUGACCGAGGGAGACCGUGCGUGUACUUGUGCAUUAAUCUGUCUAACCACGCUGCCCGUUUGGCUAUAUAUUGGCGAAAAGCACCGAGUUGCAAAAAAAUCUUGACCAAAUCAGAUGCUUUGCAGUCCGAUAUUACUUUUGCUAUCAACGACGUCUACAACAACAAGGCGGUGUGUGUGAGCGUGUGAUGACCGGCUGAGGAGGAGGAGAAGGAGGUGGAGGAGAAGGAAGGAGGCUUCGGUCUGAAACCAGAUUUUGUCGUGGAUAUUUCCACAGAGACGUUGCGUCGUUCAGAUAACAGUGCUGUGCUUAAAUGCAGCGUGCCUUUGGAUGCCCCGCUUCACCUCGUUUCACCCCCAUUUUAAGGCUAGUCUGAACCGUUUCAUGCUUCCCGAAGACCCUGCAGCAGCAGAACAUUGAAGAUCCCCCCUCCCCCUGUUGAUAUGGAGUGUGAAGAUGUGGAUUACGAUCACCGAGGAAUCCCCGCCGCUAGUUUAGCCGCCAUGCUUUCAUUAUACACGUCAAUGCAGCGCUGUGUUUGGCAGGGAUAGAGUGAGCUAUGAAUACGCGCUGUCUGGCCAGCGGGAUAAAUCGGUGAUUUUUUGGAGCACGACUGGACUCCCGUUAGGAAACGUGAGAGAGCAGCCUCGCUAGCCUCCUGGUAGUAGCUAUUAGCUCCAUUAGCCGGCUAACAGCUACAAGGUGCUGGUUGGAGAUUUAAAAACAAAAAAAAAAAAAAAAAGGGGGUGUUUGACCGCUGUGGCCGGGUUUUGCCCACGUUUCCAUCUUCGCAACUCAUCUUCCCGCGGGAUUGUUUGGUGAAUCUCCGUGUACGGGGAUGAGGUCUCAAAUGGAAGGGAGCCGCUUGACCUUGUUUGGGGGUCUGAUGCUGGCUCUGUCCUCCUGCCUUCGGCCCGCCACCGCAGAGAUCUGCACUCCCAGUAUCGACAUCGGCAACAACAUAAGUGAAUUCAGACAACUGGAGAACUGCACAGUGGUGGAGGGCUACUUGCAGAUCCUCCUCAUAGGUGACAAAAGCAACAACAACUUCAACCAGGAAGUCUUCCGCACCCUCAGCUUCCCCAAGCUGACCAUGAUAACGGACUACCUGCUGCUGUUCAGAGUUUCAGGCCUGGACAGCCUGAGCACGCUCUUCCCUAACCUCUCCGUCAUCCGUGGCCGUAACCUCUUCUACAACUACGCCCUGGUGAUCUUUGAGAUGACCAGCCUGAAGGACAUCGGCCUGUACAACCUGAGGAACAUCACCCGGGGGGCCAUUCGCAUUGAGAAGAACCCAGAGCUCUGCUACCUGGACUCCAUAGACUGGUCCCUCAUCAUGGAUGCAGAGUUCAACAAUUACAUCGCAGGCAAUAAGCAGUCCAAAGAGUGCGGUGACGUUUGUCCAGGCAUCAUGGAAAACAAUCCCAUGUGCAAGAAGACCAUGUUCAACAACAAUUACAACUACCGCUGCUGGAAUUCCCAUCAUUGCCAAAAAGAGUGUCCUGAAAAGUGUGGAAGGCGAGUGUGCACAGCUGACGGCGAGUGCUGCCAUCCUCAGUGUCUGGGCAGCUGCUCGCUUCCGGGCGACGACACUGCAUGCGCCGCAUGUGUGCAUUACUACCACAACGGCAGAUGUGUGGCUGACUGCCCUCCAGGCACAUACAGGUUCGAGGGCUGGCGUUGCAUCAGUGCUGACUUUUGCUCUAAAGUGCACCUUCCAGACUUCGACAUCUUCGUCAUCCACGGGGGAGAAUGUAUGCCUGACUGUCCGUCUGGGUACACGCGAUCCACACCUGACAGCAUGUCGUGCACCGCCUGCGAUGGCCUGUGCGAUAAAGUUUGUGACGGGAAGGUCAUCGACUCUGUGGAUGCUGCUCAGUCUCUCAAAGGCUGCACUGUUAUCAAGGGCGACCUGCAAAUCACCAUCCGCAGAGGCCAUAACAUGGUGGCAGAGCUGGAGAGUUUCACAGGUUUGAUCCAGAGGGUGACCGGUUAUGUCCGGAUCAGACAUUCACACACCCUGAGUUCACUGGCGUUCCUCCGAAGUCUGAGAUACAUCGAUGGAGAAAGCCUUCACGAAGACACGUAUGCCUUCUCAGCAUUCGACAACCAGCAGCUCCAGUACCUUUGGGACUGGAAGCAGCACAACCUGACCAUAAAAGCGGGCAAGCUGUUCUUCCGAGCCAACCCGAAGCUGUGUACGUCCGAGAUCCGCAAGAUGUGGGAAAAGACGGGCGUCCUCGGCCGCUUUGAAGAGAGAGACUUCCGAAACAAUGGCGACAGAGCCAGCUGUGAAAGCACCAUCCUGCAGUUUACAUCCAACACCACCAGCGACAAGAGGAUCAAGCUGACAUGGCAGCGCUACCGACCUCCUGACUACAGAGACCUCAUCAGCUUUAUAGUCUACUACAAGGAGGCGCCGUUCCAGAACAUCACAGAGUUUGAAGGGCAGGAUGGUUGCGGGUCCAACAGCUGGAACAUGGUGGACGUGGAACUGAGGCCAGAUAAGGAAAAGGACCCCGGGGUUCUUCUUUCCGGCCUGAAACCCUGGACGCAAUACGCCAUCUUUGUCAAAGCUAUCACCCUCAUGGUGGAAGACAAACACAUGCCCGGCGCCAAGAGCAAAGUGGUCUACAUCCGCACCAGCCCUGCUGCGCCCUCCAUGCCUCAGGAUGUGCGGGCCUACUCUAACUCCUCCACGCAGCUGAUGGUCCGCUGGUCGCCCCCCGUCUCACCCAACGGAAAUCAGACUUACUACUGGGUGAAGUGGCAGAAACAAGCUGAAGACAAGGAGCUGUACCAGCAUAACUACUGCUCCAAAGAGCUAAAGAUCCCCAUUAGGAUUGCUGCCACGGGAGACAAAGAGGAGGAUACAAAGCCCACUAAACCAGAUCCUGAUGGAGCAGAUAAAGGUCCUUGCUGCCCCUGCCCCAAAUCGCCUGAAGCCCUGGAGGCUGAAGCUGCCGAUGCCUCCUACCGAAAAGUCUUUGAAAACUUCCUACACAACACCAUUUUUACGCCGAGGCCUCCAGAUCGGCGUCGCAGAGAUCUCUUUGGCGUCGCCAACUCCACCCGUUCUCGCCGCUUCCACCUUUACGCCAACAGCACUGCGAUUCCCCCCCCUCAGGGCGGCGGCAACGGCAGCGUCCCUGACCCAGAGCCAACCGAACAAGAGUACGAGGUCAUGGACGACAAGGUGACCAACCACGAGCUGCAGAUAACCGGCCUGGAGCCUUUCAGAGUUUACCGCAUCGACAUCCACGCCUGCAACAGGCAGGUUCAGCAGUGCAGCGCGGCCGAGUUCGUCUUCUCCAGGACCAAGCCAGCAGAAAAGGCUGAUGACAUCCCAGGCCCGGUGAGCUGGGAGGGCCAUGAGGACUGGGUGUUCCUGCGCUGGCCGGAGCCCAGCCAGCCCAAUGGUCUCAUCCUCAUGUACGAGAUCAAGUUCAAACUGGCUGCAGAGGCCGAGAAGCACGAGUGUGUUUCUAGACAGCUCUAUCGCAGCCAGCAAGGCGUUCGCCUGACUAACCUCAGUCCUGGAAACUACUCGGUCAGGGUGAGAGCCACAUCACUGGCUGGCAAUGGCUCCUGGACCCCCACCCUGAAUCUUUAUGUUUCUGAAAGUUCUGAAAGCGUCUUCGCUAUGAUCUUUGUUCCAAUCUUGACCAUCGUCCUAAUCUGCACUUUGGUGUCGGUGCUGGUGGUCUUCAACAGGAAAAGGAACAGCGAUCGGCUCGGGAACGGAGUCCUGUAUGCCUCUGUCAACCCCGAGUACUUCAGCGCAGCAGAAAUGUAUGUCCCAGAUGAGUGGGAGGUGGCCCGGGAGAAGAUUUCCCUCUGCCGGGAGCUCGGCCAGGGGUCAUUCGGGAUGGUAUACGAGGGCGUGGCCAAGGGCGUGGUCAAAGACGAACCGGAGAUCCUCGUUGCUGUAAAGACUGUAAACGAGUCGGCCAGCAUGAGGGAGCGGAUCGAGUUUCUCAACGAAGCUUCUGUUAUGAAGGAGUUCAAUUGCCAUCAUGUGGUGCGUCUUCUUGGUGUGGUCUCCCAAGGCCAGCCCACCCUGGUCAUUAUGGAGCUGAUGACCAGAGGAGACCUGAAGAGUUACCUGCGCUCCCUGCGUCCCAAAGAGCAACAGGUUUCCAGCCUGUCUCUCCCGCCGCUGAAAAAAAUGCUUCAGAUGGCGGGACAGAUCGCGGACGGCAUGGCUUACCUCAACGCCAACAAGUUUGUCCAUCGAGAUCUGGCCGCAAGAAACUGCAUGGUGGCUGAAGACUUCACCGUAAAGAUCGGAGAUUUUGGCAUGACCAGAGACAUCUAUGAGACCGAUUACUAUCGUAAAGGUGGUAAAGGUCUGCUCCCUGUCCGCUGGAUGUCACCAGAGUCUCUGAAGGACGGUGUUUUCACCACCAACUCGGACGUCUGGUCAUUCGGGGUUGUUUUGUGGGAGAUAGCCACUCUGGCAGAGCAGCCUUACCAGGGUCUGUCCAACGAGCAAGUCCUUCGCUUUGUAAUGGAGGGAGGACUGCUGGAGAAACCGCAGAACUGUCCAGACAUGCUAUUCGAGCUGAUGCGAAUGUGUUGGCAGUACAACCCUAAAAUGCGACCCUCCUUCGUUGAGAUCAUCAGCAGCAUCAAGGAUGAGCUGGACCCGUCUUUCAAAGAGGUUAGUUUCUACUACAGUGCCGACAACAAGCCCGCCGAAGCUCCACAGCUCCAUCUGGAUAAACUGGACCACUCCACGGAUGUUCCCCUGGAGCCCUCUUCGCAGCAGCAACAGCUGCAGCAGCAGAAGCCCCCGUCUCCAAGCUCAGAGGGGGCGCCUGCCCCGUCACAAGCGCCCGGCUCCCCGUCCUCUCCCUGCACGUCGAGCGCGGUCAUGGACAAGCAGCCUUCGAGCCAGCAGGCGGCCAACGGACUCUCUGGGACUGGCCAUCCCACGAGCUCGGGAGCCACAGUGCGGCCAAACCUGGACGAACUGCCGCCGUACGCGCACAUGAACGGAGGACGCAAAAACGAGCGCGCCAUGCCUCUCCCACAGUCGUCUGCCUGCUGAUUGGGCAGAAACACGUACACCGUUCACCCACGGACCCGAAGAACCACAUGUAUGGGUGGUUGUCUUUUUUUCUUCUUUCUUUGUUUGAAUCACAGUGAAGCCUUCUCAACAGGAUAUGGAUGUGGAUAUUUUGAGACUUGCAUAAAGAUGGAAAAAACUUUCAAAGAGUUAAUGUCCUGCUGUAUGGCCGCACACUUUUCUUUUUUUUUUUUUUCUUUUAAAUAAUCUAGUAUGAGUUUCUACCAGCUGGCUGUUAUUUGUGAUACCGCUCCUGCUGCUGAGUGGAAAGACCAAAAAGAAAAAAAAAAAAAGAAAAAAAAAUCUUCAGUAAAAUGAGAAAUCAUAAAAAAAAAAUAAUAAUAAUUUUGAGGGGAGUUAUUUCACUCUUUCUGUGGCUAAACUUAUUUUAUAAAUUGUUAUUUGUUUUUUUUUAUGUUUCUGAAUGAGGAAACAAAACGUGUAGGCCUUUAUGAAUAAUCAGCGUUGUUUGUGUGUGCUUUUGAACGGGCAUUAUGGUGGAAACAUUAAGCAUAUCUAAAGAUUAACAAGCACUAGAAGGAGGUCGCCAGUCGGUCGUUUCUGAAGCCGGCUGCCACGAGGGUCGAGGGUCGAGCGUCGGCAUAAUGCCGGGUCAAAAGCCAGUCCGCUGAAACAAACAAUUGGAGAACAGUCAGCUCUGCCAAAUCUGUUGCCAAACUCUUCUGCUUUCACAUUUUCUUAUCCUGUUGCUCCUCAAGAUGCAGUCGUGAAAAUGGAAGGAGAAACACAAACAAAAGCACUUUUGAUCUUCCACCACAUCGUUCAUGUAGAGGCCAGACGGACGUCAACUUUCCUCAGCCGUCCUGCUCGGUUUUUCUAGUGCUGACUGCGAUCUGCGGUUUCUCCACUCCGUCAGAUCCCUGCGUAGACUUCAGUCCCGUCAGUUUACCUGAAAUAGAGCCAGCUGCCACAAAGUGCUGUUACGUUGGGGUUUAACAGUGAAUCGCGUAGCAAAAUAUAUACGACAAAACACAAAAAAAAAGGAAAGGACUGCAGAGGAAGAGCAGUCAGGAGGAGAACAUGAACGCCAGAUCUGUACAUCUGAGUUUUCCCCAAGGUCAGAGGCAUCCUUGUUGUACACAAACAGGUAUUUUUUUACACUUGUAAAUACUUGCCAACAUUUACAUCUCUACAUGUGCAGAGCAUUUAUGUACAAACCAGUUGUUUUUUCACUUUUUCUAACUUUUAUACAGUCAAAAACUUUCAUCAUGUACAGAAAGAAGCUGCUAUUCCUUAUUUCUCUUGUGGUGUGUGUGUAUGUGUGUAUAUAUAUGUGUGUACACACACACACACACAAAUAAAGAACCUUCUUCAGGUUGGUUUUCAGCUCGGAACAUUUUCACUCCAGUUUCUUUUUUUUUUUUUUUAUGCUUGUCAUUGCUUUGUUGUUUAUGAACGGAUUUUGUUUCUGCAAUUGAGUAAGAGGUACAAUAACUUGCCUUGCAUUGAAAGACCCGUAUCUUCCUCGCAUCCCCUCUAGAGGGCAUCCAUGUUCUCUGGUCCUUUUACCAUGAGAUUCACAAGCCUGGUGUCCCAAAUAAAAUCUCAGGUGAAAGAGAAAAGCUAAAUCCUUUUCUGCUCCCCUUUUUUUUUCUUCUUUAUUUUCCUUUUUUUGUGCUGCUGUUACCCAGAGACAUCCUACCUUGUGUUUGUCGUUCUGUGUCAGAUUGUUUUAUCAGUGUGAAAGUAAUGUUUCUCGCCACAAUGAGUAACAAGAAGUUUCCUGGUCUCAAUCUUGUGGUUUGUCCUUGCCCAAGUUGUAUGCAACCAAAACUACUGACAAAAAGUAGGAAAACCUUCAAAAGUUUUAGAAUAUAGUAAAAAUAUUGUGAAUAAAGUUAUCUGAAUUUGGCAAAAAAUAAAUUAAAAAUCCUUUUUGAGGGGGAUGUAUUCAGACUCUCUUCAAGUUGGCACAUUUAUAAUUUGAGAUUUCUUGCGCGGAAACUAGCUGCCUUCUAUUUCAUCAAGCAGCAUCUAUUCAGACUCUCUUAGACUUUUAUCUGAACUAGCUUUUACCAAACAAAGGGUUUCCUAAACAUCCUUAAAACGCGUGGAUAUGUAGUCUGGCUCAGCAGAAAAACAAUUGCAUUUCCAGACUUUUGUCCAGCCCCUAUCUUGUAGUUUCUAGUUUUUCAUCUUUAGGGGGUUAAUCUGUGAAAUUAAUUGACUUUUAGUACGUUCCUGUGCACGUCAUUUAGGUUUUUCACGUCGCUGACUGAGAAGCAACUGCACUGCACUUGAGUGUAUGCAUAUAUCAAACAUCUAUAAUUCUGAAAUGUGAAUUUACAGGAACCCUAGACAUACAUUGGACUUCUUCUGACAUAAAAAUAUCAAUUUUGUGUUCAUCUCAGCAGUGGCUAAAUUGCAGCUAGCAAGGAAUAGCUUACAAUCCAAAUGUAAGCAGUUAGAGCACCUUGUAAAUGUGUCCUGUUGUGGUUAAAUGUUGCUCACAUAUUAAUACAAAAUGAAUAUUUCAUCUAAUUUUAAAAACAAGAGAUUUAAUAUUAAGAGCAUUUUUUUUUUCUUUUCCUGGAGCUAAUUGAGUUAACUGAGUAGUUUUUUUUUAGCCCUGUCUAUAUACACAAAGAUUAACUUUAGUUCACUAUAUUUAAACAUGUGAAACAGUUCAAUUACUAUUUAGUGUUUCACAGUGAAACAACUGUUUUCUUGGUGGGUUAUCUCUGGUUUGUCAGAAGUUACAUGGAAGCUAGAAAAUGAUGUGACGGCUAGAGAGCAGAUAAACAGAAUGUGCACCAAACUAUAACAUUUGCUAAUAAAGGUGGAAACUGUGUGUUACCCCUUACAUCUUUUGUUGUUUCCUACACAUUUCAAAUGAUGUAAAGUGAAUUUUUGGUUCGCCAUUUUCUGAUCAUUUCCUUCUACUUUUUGUCAGUGUUUCGGUUAAGUUAACUUGCGGUCUCUAGAAAUCAAAAAAGCCCUUUCUUUGUAUUUCUUUGUAUUCCAUUUUGACUGGAUCAUCUCACUUGCCUCUCGAUCAAAAGCUUUUUUGAAAUAUGUGGGCAUUCAAGUGUUGAAGUAGCUUCUGUUCUUUCUUUUUCAAUAUUUUGUAAACGUUUGAUGUGUUUGAAGAUUUGUGUGACUAAAUGGGACUGAAUUUGCCUGCAGCAUUCAGUUUUCUGUUGAAAUGCUUCAAUAACAUUAAGAUAUUGUGACCUAAAAGGACUGACGAGAGAAAUACACUAUGAACCCCUUUUGUUGGAGAAAACAAAAUCUUUUCUUCUCGUUUGAGCAUCAGUAAUAAAACAUUGACCUAUCUAAUUGAGGACCACACGGAAUAGUCUCAAAAGUGACAUUUUAACUCAGUUCCCAGAUGUUUUUGCUAUUUAUUUUUAUUUUUGUGAAGUGGUAAUCGCUGUACAAAUCUUCCCUCGAGUUUUCCCUCCCAUUUUUUUUCUUUUGUUUUGAUCUCAUAUUUUUAUGUUCUUUUGAUAUUCUGGGAGAAGGCUUUGUUAUUACUUCCUUCAACCAUCCAUCUACCUCACUUUUUGUUUUGUCCAAUCUAUGUACUUGUAUAAAACACAAAAUAUGUCAUCUCGGCUGUUUGAUCUCACUGGGUGCUGUGUAAAGGUCAAAUUCAAACCACAAACCAAACCAUCGUGGAAGCAGGCUAGGGCCUCCGACACAUCAGACAUUCUUUAUGCUACUACUAGAGAAUUCGAUCUUUUUAUAUGGAGAUGCUGAAUAUAUAUAUAUAUAUAUAUAUAUAUAUAUAUAUUUUUUUUUUUUUUUUUUUUUGGGGGAGCUUCGGUUGGCUAAUGGGCUCUUUUUGGGGGGUCUGUAUUUGCUGAUUCAAGUGAAACCUAGUGGAAUUCAACAUGAGGUAUGGGAUGGUUUCACUGGACCAUUUCCCUCUACAACACUACAUUGUCUUUCAUUUGUUACAUAUAUUAUUCCUGAGUUGUAGCUUCUUUCUGCCCUGUAGCUGUUCCCACUAUGAUUUGAUGACUGUAAAUUGAAGAAAUGUCUCUAUGAGAAAGCGUUUUCUCUAAAAGCAGACCUGUGCUGUAUUUUAUCAAGCUUCUUGUUCUAUCCUUUCUCAGCCAGUCUUGCUAUAAAAUACUAAUCAAUUUCUGAAAUCAGGUUUGUUUGUGGUCUGAUUUUUGCCAGAUUUUUCUUUUUUUUUUUUUCUUUUUUUACCACUGGAACACCUCAGAGGUAACAUAAAAACAGUAAAGUUUUUGUUUCUCUUCCCAACUCAUCCCUCACUUUUUUUAUAUACAUGUUACAUUGACAGUUUGUUACAUUUAUUUUAAAAUAUGUAAGUUAUUGAUAGCCUUCCAAGUCCUGGAUUUCUGUUAAAACAAUUGUUUGGACUGAUGUUUCAUUUUGGUUUUUCUUUUGUACAUGCUGUUGUAAGAUUUUUUCUUGUUAUCAAUAUAUUACUGGGAUAAAAUGAUUGGCUGAAGGAAAAGAGAAUGUCUAUUUCCUCGUUCUUUUCUUUUCUACACAAAAUUUAAGAUAAAUAAAAAAAUGUAUGCAA
This is a messenger RNA of Poecilia latipinna (sailfin molly), 9689 nucleotides long. Its product is annotated as insulin-like growth factor 1 receptor. Lineage: Eukaryota; Metazoa; Chordata; Actinopteri; Cyprinodontiformes; Poeciliidae. Gene Ontology annotation, molecular function: insulin receptor activity; phosphatidylinositol 3-kinase binding; insulin receptor substrate binding. The coding region runs from base 935 to 5149 and encodes 1404 amino acids. The transcript is spliced from 21 exons. Gene Ontology annotation, cellular component: insulin receptor complex; axon; plasma membrane. The record is from RefSeq and is a predicted model, not a curated record. Gene Ontology annotation, biological process: protein autophosphorylation; positive regulation of phosphatidylinositol 3-kinase/protein kinase B signal transduction; glucose homeostasis.